CCCAAUUUGUAGUGGUGUAAGUUCACAAGCUCACACACACAUUCCCACUAAAGUCACUCACACUCAACUGUCUCCCUGAAUGAGACGUUGUCAUUAGUGAACGCAGGAAUUCCUAUCUACUUUGGCUGCAACUCCUACCUCAGAGCUGGGCAGCAGGUGAAUUAAAGUAGAACACUGACAGACAACGGAAACGCCACUAGAAAGGAUAAAACGGCGGGACAUAUUUCUGAGAUAGCCAAGAGAAACAAUUAAAACAAAAACAAAAAAAAACAACAACAUCCAACAUUUUCAAACACCACAAGAACAUUUGCAGAACAGAAAACAGCAUUUACCAAGCAAGAAAAAAAUAUGAGAAGCUGUUUGUAUCAGAUAGCUCUAGCUAUUAUGAGUGUGUGUGAAGGAGUAUGGGCACUUCCUCUCCCAAAGCCAAAGCCUACAGACCCCAAAUCAGAAUUUGACAGCAUCCUCCACAUGGCCAAACAUCUACUAAGUGACACCAAGAAUCUCUACACCAACUUUAAAGCAAAAUACCCAUAUGAAGGGGAGCACAAGCUGGAAAGUUUACCGGUGCUGACCAUAAAUGCUGUGGAGCUGUCUAGUAUUCAGAUUCCUGCUGGUCUUACGAAGCUCAGCUCUGAGCUCUUCAUAUAUCAGAAGCAUUUUGAUUGGCUGAAGAAAGCGGCACAUGUUGUUCGCCCCUUGGAUCACGAGUUUACCAGCAUUCAUAAUCGCAUUGACAAGCUGGUGAAGAAAAUUGAUACUUUGAUGACAAGACUUAACAUUGCCCGUGCUAGUGACUCACCUCUGCCACAGCUUCCUAACACAACAACCCAGUGGGGGGUUGUACAGACCGGCCAUGCCGUUUUCCAUCAUUUCCACCUCUUCCUGGACUAUGCAACUCGUGCCCUUGUACUUAUGAAAAAUAAGUUGUGAAAAGAACUUUACCAUUGAUGAACUUCUGCCUCAGGACAGGCCAAUGUGCUGCAAUAAUAACAGGCUGCCUGAAGUAGAGGGAAACUCUUCUUGAUUGUUCAUGAUCUAUGGAUCUUACGAAACACAAUUGCCUAACUUCUACUGCACCUGGUUUUCAGGAAUGUGCACGGUGACACUACAAACUUUUUUUUUGUUUUUGUUUUAUAUUUACAUGUAAUAUGUUGAUCUAUAAUUCCUAUUUAUACUGCCAACUAUUUAUUUAUUUAUUUAUUUCCCAGGUUAAUAUUUAAAUAUUUUUUUUUCAUUUGGAUUGGAUGUCUGACCUCAAUCUAAAGAAGAGUCUUGGCUGGUUUCUUAACAAAAUGUUAUUGUAAUAAUUAUAUAUUUAAGUAGCGGUUUUAUAUAUUUAAAAAAGGUAUUGGCGUUGUGGAUGCUUUUACCUUUAAGUCUUUAAGCAUGUUGGCUGGCUCCUAUUUUUUGUGUCCAUUGUUGGCCAUGUUUUUUUUUUUUUUUAGCGAAGAGUACUAAAACACUAGAAAAAUAGAGGAAAUUUACAUUUUUAUACGUCUUCUUCCUUCAUGAACAUUCCAGAUCAACACUGUAAUAGAAUGCUCACUGGGCAAAUGACUUUUAUGAUCAGGCAAAAAUCCUGAAAUCUUUCUUUGAUUGCUUGCAUUGACUUCUGUUAGACAGAACUUGUGUUAUUCACUAUGGUACCGGGAUCAAGUAAAUGAAACUGAAUUAUAGUCAGUUGCACCUGCCCAUAGACAUAGGAUGGCUAUGACUGUUGUUGCUAUUUUUGGCUUGCAAGUCUUCUUUCUAUGGGUAAAAACAGACACGGUCAACUUUUCUCAGGGAAAAAAAUGAUUGUACAGUUAAAAACCUAGCGAUUUCCCUGUAAUAAGUCAGCUGCAGUGCCUAAGUGCAAGUCGAUCGUGGCUGCACAUCCAACUGCUCUCUAAGGUCUUUGGGCACAUUACAUUUUUGGAUGAGCCGUUUUUGUCUCCAGGAUGUAAAAACAUCAAAUGACACAGAUAGCAUUUAUUGCACAGAUAGGGGGGCGGGGGAGUUUAAUCUAUAAUUUAUUUUAAUGGACCUAUCACAACUGUGUCUAAAACAGGCAUAGUGAGAAUAGGUUAUUCUGAAUGUAUAUUACUGAAUGUGGGGGUUUGAUGAUAUGGCGGUUACCUUCAGCUUUACUCUGUUGGCCCUUUAAAAAAAAUUCAACAAAGUGCCUCUCAGGUUAUCUAAAAAAAAAAAAAAAAGAAAGAAAGAAAAAA
Messenger RNA from Rana temporaria (common frog), 2213 nucleotides. It is a transcript of the gene IL11, whose product is annotated as interleukin 11. The record is from RefSeq and is a predicted model, not a curated record. Gene Ontology annotation, biological process: positive regulation of MAPK cascade; positive regulation of cell population proliferation. Gene Ontology annotation, cellular component: cytoplasm. Bases 349 to 933 code for a protein of 194 amino acids. The transcript has 5 exons. Lineage: Eukaryota; Metazoa; Chordata; Amphibia; Anura; Ranidae. Gene Ontology annotation, molecular function: cytokine activity; growth factor activity.